Molecule: messenger RNA, 357 nt
Organism: Aphidius gifuensis
Lineage: Eukaryota; Metazoa; Arthropoda; Insecta; Hymenoptera; Braconidae
Exons: 1
Coding region: 1-357 (118 amino acids)
Source: RefSeq, a predicted model, not a curated record
AUGUCUUCAAUACUUUCAAGCCAAGCUCAACUUCGUUAUAUUGUCGAGUGGUUCCAGGAAUGGUCUGAUAUGCAAAGAAUGGAUUUUUUAAAUAUAUUUAUUGAACAUUGUGGACCACCAGAUAUGGUAAAUGGAAUUGUAUCUGGUAUUGAAGGUCUUGGUUGUAAAGAUGAACCAACAAGACCACCAAGUUUAUUUCAAUGUCGUGUUAAAUUAUUUCAAGAAUGGAGUCAAAACUGGACCCAACUAGAAAAAGAUAAUUUACUUGUGUCAAUUAAAAAUAUUGAUUCAAAGUUUGCUGAUAAAUAUGAACGAAGACUGACUUCUGGCAAUGCCAAUGACAACGAUGAUAAUUAA